AGGAGCUAACCGCUAACCUCACUCCGCGCGGCGCCAUCGUCCUGCUCGAUAUCGACCUGUGGCGGAAAACCGUAACAAAAACAAAAACUACAACAAUUUAAGGCGAAGAAGAAAUAUGCCUCGGGUUUACAUUGGGCGACUGAGCUAUCAUGUCCGCGAAAAAGACAUCCAGCGAUUUUUCAGCGGAUACGGGAAACUCAUGGAAGUCGAUUUAAAAAACGGCUACGGAUUCGUGGAGUUCGAGGACAACCGAGACGCCGACGACGCCGUGUACGAGCUGAACGGGAAGGAGCUGUGCGGGGAGCGGGUGAUCGUGGAACAUGCCCGUGGGCCGCGGCGAGACCGAGAUAGCCACGGUGGGGGUUACUCGGGCGGCGGAGGUGGUGGUGGUGGCGGCGGAGGAGGAGGAGGAGGAGGAGGCGGCGGCGGUGGUGGGCGCAGUAGCGGUUACAGCAGCCGAAACAGCCGCACUGGCAGGGACAAGUAUGGACCCCCAGUCCGUACUGAGUACCGUCUCAUCGUGGAGAACUUGUCCAGCCGCUGCAGUUGGCAAGACCUUAAGGACUUCAUGCGCCAGGCCGGGGAAGUGACCUACGCAGAUGCUCACAAGGAGCGCACCAAUGAGGGAGUGAUAGAGUUCCGAUCCCCGUCGGACUUGAAGAGGGCUAUAGACAAAUUGGACGGUACAGACAUCAAUGGGCGGAAGAUUCGUCUGGUGGAAGACCGCUCUCGUAAACGAAAGUCCUACUCUGGCAGCCGCUCCAGAUCUCGUAGUCGCCGCCGCUCUCGCAGCAGGAGCCGCAGGAGCUCAAGGAGCCGUUCCAGGAGUCGCUCCAGAUCCCACUCCAGAUCUCGUUCCCAUAGCAACAAGAGACGUCAGAAUUCCCGCUCCAGAUCUGGAAGGAAGUCUCGCUCCAAGUCAGGAGAAAGAAAAUCACAUUCUCGCAAUCGCAGGUCUCUUUCCCGGUCUCGCAAAUCUAAAUCUAAAUCUCGUUCUCGCUCUCGCUCCCGCAAGUCCCAAUCCCGUUCGGCCGAUCGGAAAUCCAAGUCUCGCUCAAAGAGCCGUUCUAAGGUGAAGUCAGAGCGCGGUUCUCGCAGUCGUUCAAAGGAAAUGUCCGUUAACAAGAAGUCCCGCAGUCGCUCCGCUUCCCCAGUAGAGAACGGGAAGGAGGAGCGUGCUGCCAAAUCUGCCUCCCGCUCCCCAUCCCCACGGGAGGAGGUUCGCCGAUCCAAGUCGAGGGAUAAACGCUCAGCCUCCCGCUCAAAGUCCCGUUCAAGAUCUUGCUCCCGGUCUAGAUCACCUUCUCAGGAUUAGUGGGAUGAGAGGAGGGAGGCGUUCCUCCAAUUGUUGAUCUUGAUCCCUUUGCUGUACAUUACGAGCAGCGUCGUCAUACUGGCUUAUGCUUCCUGACUUGUCUACUUUUCUCCUUCAAGUGUGCACUUGUCUUAAACUUGUUUUAGAUGCAGUUUUAUUUGAGAAAUGCACCACAGUGACGGGGCUCCUUUUUGGAAUGACGUGGGUCUCUGGAUCUCUUGCCUCCCCAAAAAUCACACUGUCAUCCUUUUUUCAAAAACAAAGUGCUAGUCUUUAGAGCUGCAACAUGAUGUAGUUUAAGUCAGUUCCCCUCAAACAUUUCUGCUUGUUAAAGCUGUCAAUAGCUUAGUGAAAAUUAAGUUUUCUUAAUUGGACUUAAUGAACUCAGUUUGCAUCAGAUCUUGUUCUGUUGGUAGAUUGAUUGUUUGCUUCCGCUAAUGACCACGUUGGCCAUCAGGGUUUGUUUGUUUCAAGUUUUUGGUUUCAUACUCAAACUGUGUGGUUGUGGGAGAAAAGUAGUAUAUGGCCACAGCAAUGGAGCAGUUUCCCCCUUUGAUCUGCAGCCUCUAAUUGCUUUUCAGUGAAUCCUCGAUCUUGGUGUCGCCUUGCGGGAGCCUAAAACGCGAAACCGGAUGCAAGAACUCGUAUUCGUCAUAUUUGCAAGUUUCUCUAUUAUGUUUGAACAACUUUCAUCAUAGGUGGAGUACUAUGACCUCCUUUUUAACCUCUUGUACAUAGACCUUGCGAUCAGCGUCAAACAUAAAAACAAUUGUGUAACCUUGACCUGGUAGUCUGUGGAAGACCACUUUCUUUUACUUGAUGGUUUUCAUUUUGGCUAGUUUCAAGGCCCCGAAUGCAGUGUCGCCUUUUACUUGGUUUUUCCUCCUCUGUUCUGAUUGUAGCCUUGAUAGUCCUUUUCAAAUUGUUGGAUCUUUUUUUUCCCCCUGCUAGUUAACUUCAGGGUUAUGGGUCUUGUUUAGCCUCUGCUUAUUUAAAGUGUACAGCUAGUUCUGCAGAUUUGUUUUUGUUCUCGAAAGGUACAUCUAUUUGAAUCUCUGGAGCGUCCGCUUGUUGGUUUAUAACAGAGCAAACAUCAUCAGACUGACAGAAUGCAGCCCCUCUCUCAUCUUGUGGAAUAGAUUCUUAUUUUUCUCCAUGCAAAUGAAAUCUAACAAAAAAUGUCCUUUUUUUAUUGUAUGUUCAAUUAAAGAUCUUAAAAGAAAAA
Messenger RNA from Scophthalmus maximus (turbot), 2540 nucleotides. It is a transcript of the gene srsf6a, whose product is annotated as serine and arginine rich splicing factor 6a. Lineage: Eukaryota; Metazoa; Chordata; Actinopteri; Pleuronectiformes; Scophthalmidae. Gene Ontology annotation, cellular component: ribonucleoprotein complex; nucleus; cytoplasm. Gene Ontology annotation, biological process: alternative mRNA splicing, via spliceosome; mRNA splice site recognition. The transcript is spliced from 6 exons. Bases 116 to 1315 code for a protein of 399 amino acids. The record is from RefSeq and is a predicted model, not a curated record. Gene Ontology annotation, molecular function: mRNA binding.